AUGAUGAAACAGAGCCAUCUUCUUCCUUCAGGUGCUUAUUCAGACCAUCGCUGCUCCCAGCUGCUGGAAGCUAUGCUGAAAGUAGUUCCAACCAACCUUUACCAACACCAUUUCAAUCUCUCCAGGUUUGUGAAUGAUUUUAUAAACAACAUGAAAUUUAACAUCUUCUUCACAUUUAACCGGUUGCCAUUGCGACUACAACACCGAGCUGCACAACUAGCCAAGUACACCAACCUGAAGGAUGUGCUCUUUCCCACUUAUUCUGAUGAACAAUGCAUUCACCCUUUGGAAAAAAGUUUGGCAUUUUAUGACCGAUCCCUUGAGGAAAAUCCAGAACAGGUUGCAGCUGUCCAUUGCAUUGUGUCCGGGAUCUCCAGGCCCGCUCCAUAUCUUGUGUUUGGUCCUCCAGGAACUGGGAAAACGGUUACUAUCGUAGAAGCUAUCAAACAGGUGCUGCGCUGCAUCCCAACAGCACACAUCCUUGCGUGUGCACCAACCAACAGUGCCACUGACCUCCUGUGUCAAAAACUCCAGAAACAUGUGGAGAAACGGCACAUUUACCGCCUGAAUGCCGUAAGUCGGAACUGGGACACCAUCCCCCAAGACGUACAGACAUCGGUUAUCUCCUGGUGCUGUGACCAGCUGGUCAGUGUCAGUGUGAGCUGGAGCCUGACCAGUGAGUUCUCCUGUAGGCUAUUCCGGUACAGUGUGCAUUUGAGUCAAGAUCGAUCGAACUUUCCACAAUCUCCGAUCCAAACCCCUUUCCAUAUCCCUGUGGCCCCUCCGCCAGCCGAGUUCUCUUGCAGAUUCGAGAUUGGAAGCUUAUUCCAUAUGGAGACAGUUACUCCUCCUGUGAUUUUAGAGUCACAUCCCAGUAUUCUGAGGAUCCCCAACGAAUUGUUCUACGAUAAUGAGCUGAAAGCAGAAGCCGAUACGUUAAUCAGUCAUUCUUACUGUCAAUGGCAACACCUGCCAAAGAAGAACUUUCCAGUAAUCUUUCAUGGACUUCUAGGAGAAGAUCAGAGAGAGGAAAAGAGCCCAUCCUUCUUCAAUCUUGACGAGAUCGAUCAAGUCUUGAACUACCUGAAGAAGCUGCUAACCAACCAGGGAAAGAAGGGUUUUGCCAAGAUUUCACCCAAAGAAAUUGGAGUCAUUACUCCUUACAGGAAACAGGUUGAGAAAAUCCGCGAAGCGAUUAACCGAGUGGACAAGGUGCUGAAGGUUAUGGAUAACAUCAGAGAGUUGAAGGUGGGGUCUGUCGAGGAGUUUCAGGGACAGGAACGAAAAGUGAUUAUCAUCUCCACAGUCCGCAGCUGUUCCGAUUAUUUACAGAUGGACGAGGACUUCAACCUAGGCUUCCUCAAAAACCCAAAGCGUUUUAAUGUUGCACUGACCAGAGCCAAGGCCCUGUUGAUAGUGGUGGGAAACCCCAUUAUCCUCAGCAAAGACCGAAACUGGAACAGCUUCCUGAAUUACUGUGUCAAUAAUGAGUGUUACACUGGCUACAAUUAUGCAAGCGAUGAUCUUGAAAGUGACCUUGUCGAAGGCCUUGAAAAGCUCGGCCUGGACCCUGACCCAGCAGCAGAUCCUGAUACUCUCAGCAUCAUUCAGCAGCAACUGGAACCUGAAUGGAGAAGUGAAGUUUGAUGGAACUGAAUCUUAAACAUGAAGACAGCAAUAACAUUGCAAACUCUGAAUGUCUAAAAUUUGACUGGGAGAGCUGCUUUAGUCAAAUGUUUAUAUUAAUAUAUAUUUGUAAAAUUUGAGAAGAAAAUUGAGUUCUCUUAAAAAGAUCAAGUACUUUCUAUAAAUUGUUUAAUUUCAAAAUUGUGAAUUUUUAACUAUUUUCUACAAAUGGGACCUAUGAUGUGUUAUGGUAAUGCUGCAUUUCUGAAUUCUGCUUUUUCCAAUGUGUUGAGGUUCUGCUCUGCAGGGUACUGGUGUGGAAAGUCCAUCUUCAAACUGCCCACGUAUCAAGAUGAAGUCUGCUACAAAUCCUGACAUAGUUUGGGGACUUGUAGCUGAUCCCUAGUUCCACCUCUGACCUGUGUUGCGCUGGCUUAUUCUCAGCAGCAGGGUUUGCUGUAACUGACCUCAGCAAUUUCGGGGUCAUCUGCAGUUCCUUAUCAACUUGCCUCCUUCCACCUUGGCACGUUAUAGACUGCAGAACGUAGAAUGUGACCCUCCUCUCCUUGCCAACCAUGUCCAAAUAGCCACUCUGCUGAGUUGCUACUGGUUGGGCCAUGGGCAGUGUGUUAUUUGUUUUGAACCCAUGCUCCAUCCUGAGCCUUGCUGGCAACCUAGCAUUUGUGGAUGAAUUGAUACAGUCAAUCAUAAACUGUGAUGUUUACCCACACCUACUGUCUGUUUAAUUGCUGCUUGUUGCUCAGCUCAAACUUUAGAAAUGAGUGACAUACCUUAUGCUCCUUUAACAAAGAAGCUGCCUUUACCAGAUUCAUUAUUGCUGAUCUUCGUAGUUAGCAACAAUAUACAGAUUCACUUACAAAUUGAGGGUGUGCAUGUUAUCGAAGGCAUCUGUAAUCUGCAUGUAUUUGUCAGAAUGCGCAGGUUCCUGUAAUGCACUUCCAAUGACUGACUGCUUUGUCUGCUUCCUACUUCAGACUUGUGGGAGGAGAUUUGAUUUUGCUAAAGUUUGAAGAUAUUGGGUGGACACCCAUUAUACAUCUGUGAAACGGAAAAGGCAGAGAGACACACAAACAGAUGGCUGAUCGGAAACCAUGCAAAGUCAGGAUGACCAUGUUUGUGUGUCUGUUUAUUCCAUCAGCAGCUGCUUUCUCCUGUACAGCCAACUUCACAAACAAGGGGGGAGAAAGUAGUAAGAAGCUUAAUCCCAGGUGUUGAAUGUGUUCCUUGUUUGGUCUCUCACACCCAGCCACUCGUUCCUUCAUUAUAUAAUUGAUGUGACUGAUCUGGUAGCAGUCUUCUUCACUGGGGUUUUCUAGAUGAAUAAUUAGCUUGUUUUGUCUGUGGCAUACCAUUUGAAAAAAGAUGCAAUAUCUGGAGAUCUCAAUAAAUUUUAUAAAUAUAUAUAUAUAAA
Messenger RNA from Rhincodon typus (whale shark), 3058 nucleotides. RefSeq names its product putative helicase MOV-10. Bases 1 to 1647 code for a protein of 548 amino acids. Lineage: Eukaryota; Metazoa; Chordata; Chondrichthyes; Orectolobiformes; Rhincodontidae. The transcript is spliced from 13 exons. Gene Ontology annotation, molecular function: helicase activity. The record is from RefSeq and is a predicted model, not a curated record.